AUGACAGACUCUCAUCACAGCGAUUCUUCCAUCGAAAUUAUAAGCAGCAUUUCCUGUUGUGCUACAGGAGUUUCUGAAGAUGAAGUUGUCUGGAGCGUCAGUGAUGAAUAUUCGUCAGAGAGUAGCGUUACCGACAGUGACGCUGACUAUGUCUUGUUGCCCCGUAUCUCAGCGGAGGACUUUCCUGACGACGCUUCCGACGAUAGCGCCCAAGAGGAUAUGCUGUUAACUGCAUUCAAUCUAUUAUCAGUCAACAAAGCAGAGCAUGAACCAUAUGCGAAUAAAGUCAACAAACCAAUCCAAAAGACCCGCAAGCCAGCAAAGCACGAGGCCAGACAGGCCAAUGCUGGUAAUUCCGGACUUACAUGUUCAUCGUCUACGAGCCCCUCUCUCCAUCAUAACAGUGGAGCGAAGACUCCCAAUGGUUAUGAAGAUGCUGCAGCGUAUAUUACACAGUACCUGGAUGCUCCUGUCAAGGAGAAUGAUCCUAGCACGAAGCUCCUAUUUCUGCAGGCUCUCGUUGUAGAAUUUGGUAUUUCCAAACAGCUACCCGCCAGCAUAUCAUCAGCCACAAAACUGCUGAAGGCCUCUGUACACGUCAAUAUCAAAGAUUAUAUAGCGAGACGGGGAAAAGACCAGGGUGAGUUGCAGCAGAUCAUGCAGCCCAGCAAGAGCGCCCUACGUAAGGAUAUUCGGCGAAGCAACCGGAGGAGCUCUUUGAAGUGGGUGAAGGAACAUGGACUAAACGUCCUUCUAAUCGGCUUUUCCAACUAA
This is a messenger RNA of Suillus subaureus, 774 nucleotides long. RefSeq lists its product as uncharacterized. The transcript is spliced from 2 exons. Bases 1 to 774 code for a protein of 257 amino acids. The record is from RefSeq and is a predicted model, not a curated record. NCBI's taxonomy places the organism in Eukaryota, Fungi, Basidiomycota, Agaricomycetes, Boletales, Suillaceae.